Molecule: messenger RNA, 472 nt
Organism: Eufriesea mexicana
Lineage: Eukaryota; Metazoa; Arthropoda; Insecta; Hymenoptera; Apidae
Product: neuronal acetylcholine receptor subunit alpha-7-like
Exons: 4
Biological process (GO): monoatomic ion transmembrane transport
Cellular component (GO): postsynaptic membrane
Molecular function (GO): transmembrane signaling receptor activity; acetylcholine-gated monoatomic cation-selective channel activity
Source: RefSeq, a predicted model, not a curated record
AUGCGGGCUACGCGUAGCGGUGCUAGUCACGGCGGCCAUUUUGCGAGUCUACGUCAGUUCCUCGAGUUCUUUUACGCAGUAGUGAUUUUAGUCAACGCUAAGGAAUGGACGGACUACAACCUCCAAUGGAACGAGUCCGACUACGGAGGCGUGAAGGACUUGCGAAUUACACCAAACAAGCUUUGGAAGCCAGACAUUCUCAUGUACAACAGUGCGGAUGAGGGUUUCGACGGGACGUACCAAACAAACGUGGUGGUCACGCAUAACGGCAGUUGCCUGUACGUUCCUCCGGGCAUCUUCAAGAGCACUUGCAAGAUAGACAUCGCUUGGUUCCCCUUUGACGACCAACACUGUAAAAUGAAGUUCGGAUCCUGGACCUACGACGGCACCCAGGUCGACCUCGUGCUCAGCUCGGAGACGGAGAGCGGCGACCUGUCCGACUUCAUCACGAAUGGCGAAUGGUACCUGCUAG